Messenger RNA from Petromyzon marinus (sea lamprey), 8139 nucleotides. NCBI's taxonomy places the organism in Eukaryota, Metazoa, Chordata, Hyperoartia, Petromyzontiformes, Petromyzontidae. The record is from RefSeq and is a predicted model, not a curated record.
UCUUCCACCUCCGUCCAGACGUUUUCGAAGAGGUGGAAGUACAUUACUCAUCUUGCGAAUGUGGGCAAGUGGGUGCAUGAGUGAGUGAGCGAUUGGGCACGUGGCCGAGUGGGUCAGUGGGCCAGUGGCCCCGUGGUCAAGUUGGCAAGUGGGUCAGUGGGCUAGUGGUCAAGUGGGCCAGUGGGUCAGUGAGCCAGUGGGCCCGUGGUUAAGUGGCCGAGUGGGUCAGUGGGCUAGUGGUCAAGUGGGCCAGUGGGUCAGUGAGCCAGUGAGCCCGUGGUUAAGUGGCCGAGUGGGUCAGUGGGCUAGUGGUCAAGUGGGCCAGUGGUUAAGUGGCCGAGUGGGUCAGUGGGCUAGUGGUCAAGUGGGCCAGUGGGUCAGUGAGCCAGUGGGCCCGUGGUUAAGUGGCCGAGUGGGUCAGUGGGCUAGUGGUCAAGUGGGCCAGUGGGUCAGUGAGCCAGUGGGCCCGAGGUUAAGUGGCCGAGUGGGUCAGUGGGCUAGUGGUCAAGUGGGCCAGUGCGUCAGUGGGCCCGUGGUUAAGUAACCGAGUGGGUCAGUGGGCUAGUGGUCAAGUGGGCCCGUGGGUCAGUGGGCCCGUGGUUAAGUGACCGAGUGGGUUAGUGGGUCGGUGGGCCUGUGGUGAAGUGGGCGAGUGGGAUUCCUUUCGCCACUGGGCAGGUGCCUGGAGAGGAGCACGAGCUGUUAUUCUCAUUGACGGGCACUGGGGCCGACGCACCACCCGAAGGUCUCUUUGUGGUGGAGGAACUCACCGGGGAAAUCAGUGUCACUGGCUCCAUUGAUCGUGAAGAACACCCCACAUUUGAGGUGCGUAUCGACGGAAAAGACCAAUAGAACAUCACACACACACAGCUAUACGUGAUAAAUAUCCCUCGUUUAGCCUUACAGGACUGUAGGGACAUGUGCUUUUAGCAUGAUCAGGAACGUCGUAUUGGCUAGCGUAAUGUGCUAAAAUCCUGGCAACCUUGGUUUGUUUCCUGGCCAUGCUGCACGAUUAGGGAUUAAUUUUACGUCAAGUUGCCCUGAGCUUCUCUUGGGUAGAUUUAGCCUUAAACGAUUACCUGGCGUGGUGUGCAAACAUAAACACUCAGCAGAAAAUGACAGCUGGGCUUUGUUAGCCGCACCUCAUGUUCUUCCGUCGACAUUAAUAGGUGCUCGCUAAAAGCACUUGACCCAGAGAGGCGCACAUGCACACACGUAUUACAUAACAUUGUCUGACUGCUGGCAUGGAGAGUUAAAUCUCACUGGGACCAACCUGCUCUGACAUCCAUUGCCUUUUUUUUCUCCGUGAUUGUCUUGUGUAUGGAAUGUGGAAUUUCCCGUACUGGCUCAGGGCUGCCAAUGGAGAUUAGCAUCUCCCCAAAACUGUACAGAUAUAAUAAACCGGGUAGACGUAAACUCCGCAGUUGGUGAGGGAUUUCUGUACUUUCGCAAACAUGGAGAGACUUUUGACUCUAUACGUAUGCAAGAUGUUAUUGGCAACUGUGUCGCAUUUGUGUUUUCUUUGCUAAGCUUAAAGGUAUCGAGCAGCCCAGGAAAAUGACAGCACAGAACUACUUUAGUGCUGACUACCACCCAUUUCUGAUAAUCUGAAAUAGAAAUAGGUGGUACUCCAUUGUCUCCAAACAGUGGUUUACCACGUGCCAGUCAUCCAAGCAAAAUAUGUUAUUACUAAGUGGAAUCAUAUGAAUAAUUAUACAUAUAUGCAACCAAAUUAUUAAUAAAACGAAGUAGUUGAUAUAUUAGUCAUAUUCAUUAAUGACCGAGGUGUGAUCAAACAUUUAGAUUUUUAACAAUUGUCGUUGUGCCCGCUUGUCUGUCACACGUGGGCACGCUUGUAACGCGAGCACUCUCCCCGUGAGCCGCGCAUCUCCAGAUCGUCUGCAGCCGAUUCAAGGGCGACAACACCCUCUGGGGAGAAGCAGUCACGGUCAUAAUCACAGUCAUCGACAAGAACGACAAUAGCCCAGAGAUUUUCGAGACCACUUUCAGAGUGGAGCUCUCGGAAGCGGCCACCGCUGGCACAGCUGUUGUGACGGUGUCCGCCUCGGACAAAGAUGACCCGGAAACACCCAACGCCCAGAUACGAUACAAGCUUCUCACCGAGAUGUCCAUGUUUUCCUUGGAGGAGACCUCUGGGGAGAUCACCGUCAGCCAGUCGACCCUCGAUCGAGAGGACACAGCUGAAUACACUCUGGAAGUGGAGGCGAGAGACUGUAAUGGGCACAGUAAUGGAUUAUUCGCCCAGGCAACUGUGCACAUCACCAUUGCAGACGUCAAUGACAACGCGCCCACUUUUACACAGGAAGAAAUCCAAGUCACUGUUAACAAGGGCAGCAGAGACAUCACCGUUGCCACCAUCGCAGUGGAAGACAGAGAUGAGAAGCUCACGGAAAACUGGCGCGCCGUCUACAAAAUCAGUGGCGACACGGAGGAAAUAUUUUCCAUUUCCACCGAUCCCAACACCAAUGAAGGAGUCUUAAGACUUGCCAAGGAGAUAUACACUGACAUGGAGCUGCAGGUGUUGGUGGAGAAUGAGGUGCCCUUGGUGGCAGGGGUGGAGGAGACUAGCGUGGCAGGGAGGACAUGUCGAGUGCUUGUCUCCAUGCUGGGUGAAGUUGGGAGGAUCCAGUUCGUGCCCCCAGUUACCAAGGUGCACAUUCAGGAGACCGUCCUGGCUGGGCAAAUCCUCGCUGUGCUAUCAGCACAGGACACGGAGAACAACUCAAACGAGAAUAUGAGGUACGCCAUCCACGAGGAUGAGGCCAAUUUACUGGACAUUGAUGCAGCCACAGGGAAACUUUCUGCGAGGGCUGACUUGAAGAGGGACUCUCCGUUCUUACAAAACGACAAGUACACAGCGCUGGUCACUGCCACUCUGGAAGGAGAGGAGUUUGGCACGGCCACCGGAACGGUGCUGAUCGUGGUGCGGGACUCGGAGGACUCAGACUCGGGGCAGCGCCCGAUCGUGUUGCACACGACUGCGUGCGUCCGCGAUGAGAACUCGUCCGUGUCGAUUGACAUCGCCGCCACCGAUGCACAAGGGGCGUUUGUGGGGUCACCACCGUUCGAGUUCUUCGUUGACAGCCAGGACCAGGGCUGGGUGAUCACGCAGAUGGACGGUUCUCGGGCAAAGCUGAGUGUGGAGUCGGGGACACUGCCGUGCGGUGAUUACUUCAUCCCUGUCAUGGGUGUCGACGCUGCCGGCUCAGAGCUAGGUUUGAGUGUGCAGCUUACAGUGUGUCGCUGUGAAGAUGGCCCGGCCAUCGUCGGUGUUCUGCCCGUGCAGGAUGGAAAAACAGGGCUCUGCUUGUCCAGUGGAGGCCUCGCUGCCAUUUUGUGUUCUAUCAUCGCCGCGCCUCUCCUAGGUGUAGUGUUUUUGGCACUCCUUCGUAAGUGGUUUACUCGAAGAGAAGUGGAAAACAAAGGCUUCAUCCAAGCAGCAUCCAGCGAUGAUGUACAGUGUGAAAGCCAAGGUCAACGAAGAUUGGAAACUGUUAUUGAAGAAGUUAAUGUGGAAAGCUCAACAAGCACACACAGAAGUGCAUCUGGGAGCAGACCCACAUUACUCAUGGAAAAAUCUACGAAAAUUAGACAUUCUGAAGCCAUGGCAAUUUCAAAAGGUGAUGAGAAGACCCUAACCUGUGUGCAUGAGGACAGCCUUAGUCAGAGCUGCACAAAAGCUAAGAAGGAACACAUUGCCGAAGAAGAAUUGUUAAUGAGAGCAACAGGAGCACUGAUAUCGGAUAUCAAUGCAGGCCAAACAAACGUCAAUGUAUCAAGGCUGAACUACAGGGAUGAAACGGAGGGACAAGAGGAUGCAUCAAUGGAAGCCAAAGUGAAGGCGACGCGGUCUGUUGAGGUUUUGUCUGAGCAGGAUUUAGUGAGGUACAACCGGGCUCUCAAUGGUAAGGACAAAGUCAGUGUUGACUUUGGGAACUCGCAUGCUUCCUCUUGCCAUCUACAGUUACAAGACAAAGCUAUCACAGUGAUGGAUGAGAGAAAUGUCGAGGUGAUCUAUGGCAGUGAAGAUGGCGGUGACAAGUUGAAGCGGCAAGAUUUAGAGUAUAAAGUAAAAUCGGCAAAUGUUCUAAAGUCUGAACACAUGGCCACAAGCACGGUAACGUCCAAUAAGGGCAACCUAAAGACUACGCACAUUGAGAAAUUAGAGGUGCGAGACCUUGAUUCCACGGGAGCAUUCUCUCGUGCCGACUCUGAAAUGGGAUUGCGAACCAUGAGUCAAGCUGUUAUGCAGCAGGCGUAUAGGCAGGGCGUCAACGUUUUGCCAGACACUCCUGUCAGCUCCUUACACACGACUCACUCGAAUACAUUGGAAGCUGGCACUGGCACUGCCACACACUUACCAGGCUCGUCAUUAGCUGUGUCUAGACAAAGCAGUGGCGCAAAAACCCAAAUGCAGGUUUCGUCCCUGCAUGUUAAGUCUGCAGAUCAUUUAACGAGUGUGGAUUUUGGCAGCCGUCCUGCUGCAUCUGACACAGUUUCAACAAAUGAUUCUGUGUCGUCCGUAUACCAUGGUCAUUCCAGCAACAUGGUCAUCCCAGUGCAGACAGAACUAUUUGCUGAUCACCAGUCGAUGGACAAAACUGCAACAUUCAUGUCUUUGGUCAAGUCAGAGCAGUCGGAAAUAACAAAUUCAUUGCAAUCUCAAGACGUGAGCGAAAGUGGAUCAAGGCAAGGGUCAAAUACAUUUGAAGGCAACGAGGUAACGUUUGAUAGCAGCUCGACCCUACAAGGUUCGGGAGUUCAAGAUCGCAGUUCACUGUCGACCAAAACCAUGACUGAAGGGAGGAGUGUGACACCAGCAAUAGAAGCUGUAAAACAUGCUCAAGAUUACCCAAUGGUUGUCACCUCUGGGGAUUGUCAAGGAGCAUCUGGAGCAACACUUUCAAAAGCCUCAAGAAGCACCAUAUCUUCAUUUUCCUCUAGUCAGCCCAGUAGCACCACAACUCAGACAGAGCCUUUGUCACCAUCUCAGUUCAGGGAAGAACCGGGACAGUUCACGUUUCAGAGUUCAGAGGUCAUCAUAGAAUCACAGGCUGGAGACACUGUUAAAUUUGGAACUAAACAGACAUCCAAAACUUCUGAUAUCAGGAGAGUCCAAUUUGAUAACGCGAGCCAAGAAGAUCACUCAUUAUCAGGGAAUACAAAAUUAAUUCUGGAGGGAAGGAGAACAGACGUGUCCUCAUUGGCAGGAGGUACACAUAUAAUUGACAUUCAGAAGGGUAUGCAGUACAGCACAGUUGUUGGCAAUCGGUCUAAAGGAACUUCCAUAGGCGGUGUUCCAGAAAUCAUUACAACAAGUGCCAGCACAUAUUCUGCACCAGUGUCCACACAUCAGUCCUCUAAUAUGCAAACAGAACCAUCAAAAACUUUAUUUGUUAAAUCUGUGCAGCAUUCUGUUGGGGGUGGUCAAGAAGGAAAUAUCGCUACAGCUGGUACAGGUCUUAUUCAAGGCUCGAGUUCAUCCUUUUCUGCUGGUGAAACCACAAGUGUGAAGACAACAAUGUUAUCAUCACAAACUCUAAACAAAAGUAAAGACUCUAGUUCAGAAGCAAAUGUGCUGCAUUCAAAGCCUCGCCAAUGUAAAGACAGCAGCAGCGAUGUGCAUGGAGAAACAUUGCAAAGUUUAGAAUGCUCCGGAAAGGAAUUUGAACACAGAGUCAUCCAACGCGUGGGCAGUCAAGAGCAACAAUCUGUUUUAGAAACGAUGAAUUCAACUAUUGAAGGAAAACAAAAGCAUGCAUCACCAUCACUUAAAAGUGACACAAAGGUGAUAUUUAAAAAACAAAGGAGCUAUACCGGAGAUGUAGAGUUUGGAGUUCAAUCAACCACUCGUGCUAAUUCCAUAAACAGCUCCAGUGGUUUGGUAUCAUCUCUUUCAUCCAUUCAGCAGAAUAAAAUAGAAAGACCACUUUUACCCGCACUGGCAACGUCUCUGGAACACACUGUUGGUGACACUUCAGAGGUAUAUUCCACCAGUGCUGACAUAUGGUCUAAGAAAAGUUCUUUGUCGUCAUUUUCUUCUGAUGAACACAGCAGAAAUACGAUCCAAGGGCAAACGAUUUCUUCUAUACCUGCAAAUAAAGGGAAACGUUUGGAUGUAACAGAGAGCUUCACUCCAUCUACACAACCUGAUGGACUCAGACAAGGCUCUGUUCAGCUAAAGUGUCCAGAAGAAAUUUCCAAAAAACAGGAAAAAGAAAAUCAAGCAGGCAAUUUAGUAACACAGAAAACGUUUUUCAGUUCCAUCCAAAAGAAACCUCAAAAAGAAAUGACAAACGCAAGCAGCACUUUCAUUGAAUCAGGAACAGAAAAGCUAUUGAGUGAAUCAACACAGUUAAACACCAAGUUGAAACCUGCAGAGAAUCCUAUUCCGCUUUGUACAAAUAAGACAUUAGUACAGCCAUCGAGUAUAACCAACAGUGGCAUUCAAUAUGCCGAUAAAAUGCCAAACAGUGUUUCUAUAAGAGGUUCAGAGGCUUCAGCCAUUCCCAAAUUGCAUGGAUCUUCACUAGGCGCCGGUUUGUCAAACGCGCAAGGAAAAUGGGAAUCCUCACGGGGUGUCCCGACUGCUCUGGCUGCCACAGGUUCAAAGAGUCAUGGCAUUGUUUCAGAGGAAUUUGGGCACAAGCAGCUUACGAGUCCAACAAAAUCAAUGGGUCACAGUCAUUACGCUUCCAAGUCUUCCUCAGCAGGUACUAUCUCGUCCGACAUGGGCGGCGGUGGACAUUCAACUUCUUACCAAAUUUCAGCGUCUGACAACACUGUUGAAGGUCACGUUAAACAUGCAAUGUCAAUAUCGCAACAGGCUACAAAAUACCAUCUGCAGCCAUUACAUGAGGAUGUUGCGCCAGUUAAAGGUGCAGCAUUUUCUGCUUCACUAGAGCAGCAUUCACUUUUGCAUCAACAAAACGUGAGUGGAGCAUCUGGAAGAGAGCUACUGGAAACAGCAGACAAGUCUCAAGCUCAGCUUGGAGGCAUGGUGAGCACAAGAAUGACCUCUGCACCACAUGCGAUGCAACUGCAACACAGCGUGGCAUCUGUACAGUCACAGGCUGCGAAGGUUUCACAACCUGUGCAACUACAGAGAAACAUGACACAUGAGACCACAGCAUCCCAACGAACAAACCAAUCUGAUCACAGGGAGAAAGAAGUCUCUAGCCACACUUCCAUCCAUGCAAAGCCCUCCAUUUCUGGUUUGAAGCAAGCAAGAGGCGGUGAUGAAACGAUACGGAUAGUGAUAGAUGAAUCAAAUGUCACGCCAGAAGAGGAAGCAGGGUAUUUCAGAUCAUUCCAUAGAUACGAGAGUGCCCAUAUUCAUUGACCAUCCCCAUCAUGCUUAGUCUCACUUUCACAAGCAAAAUAGUACAUGUUUCUAAAUCGCAUGCAACUGCCAUUUCAAAAUAGGUGAUAUGUUGCUAUGCACACAACAUGUAACUUCAGUAUGCAUAUUAUAGGAAGUGUUGUUAUCGUAACAUGAGUGUGCAGGUGAACUUUGCCCGCUUUUUAUUGGAUUCAGAAUCACACUCUUCCAUUCUUUUUUCGAAAAAUUGGGUAAUCUAAAAUAGGUGUCAUAUUUAAACUGCAAACUUGUAUCAGGCUUCCUUUAAAAUAUACACAUUCCAAAUCAAACAUGAACAUUUAUUUUUUAUUGGGAUUUUUUAAUGCAAAAUUUCACGUCAUUUUUGGAGGGCUGUAAUUUUUGGGCGGCCAAUGUGAACAUUUUACAUUUGAUAUAUUAAAUUAUGAAUUUAUAUUUUGUUUCAGCUCAAUCUUGGGUAGCUAAAAUGUGUUUUUUGAAGUGUUGUUAUGACCAUUGACCUAUACUUUUGCCAAAUACCGUAUUAGCUUUCCAGCACUUCUAGGAUAGUAUUAAGAAUGUGUAUCACUCACACACGCAUGACUGACUGAUUUAUACAAAAUUCUGUGACCUUAAAAUUUUUGCCUGAAAUUUUGACUAUAUUAAAGUUUCACCUUAUAUAUGAUGUAUAUUUCUAAGUGAUAUUUCUAAAUAAAACAUUUUCCGUGUAAUUGUGAUAAAGAUUCAGAAAACGGUGUACCUUAUAUACAUGUUCUGUCCAGACUAUAGCCUCAUAUGGU